GCAAUGGCCUCGAUAUUAGAGCAGUAUGAGAAUGACUUGUCCCAGGCUAGCCUCUCCAACCAGGGCCGGAGCCCGGAUAUCCCGCUGUCUGGUUAUGUAAAUGCUCGUCUAGAGAAAGAAAUGCCCAUAUUUAACAAGCAAAGGAUUGAUUUCACCCCUCCGGAGAAUAUCAACAGCCUGUUUGUGUGUAGUAACCAGCUGUGUAUGAGCUUGGGAAAAGACUCCAUUCUGAGAAUAGAUUUGAUGAAAGCAGACCAGCCCAAUCAAGUGGACCUAGGGCGUAAAGAUGAUUUCAGAGUCCAUAAGAUUUUCUUGGAUCCCACAGGUUCUCACCUCCUGAUCUCUGUGAGUUCCAGUGAAUGUCUCUAUCUUAAUCGAAAUGCCCAGAAAGUGAGAACUCUUUCUCGUUGGAGGGGUCACUUGGUUGAAAGCAUUGGAUGGAACAAGCUUUUGGGCAAUGAAACAAGCACUGGGCCAAUCCUUGUUGGAACUGCUCAGGGUCUGAUAUUUGAGGCAGAAAUUUCUGCCAGUGAAGGUGGCCUUUUUAGCACCAACCCUGACCAGUACUUCCGAAACAUUCACACGCUGGAGGAAGAGACAGGUCCUGUCCCCGUUUGCUGUCUGGAAAUAAAUCGCGGUUAUGAAAAUAGGUUUUCUGUUAUUGCAACAACUCCCAAAAGGCUAUUCCAGUUUGCUGCUAAAAUACCUGAGGGAACUGAACAACAGGGUUUCACUCCCCUUUUUAACCAGCCUGUAGAUGACCUUCCUAGUAUCCAGGAGUUUCCGGGAAGUCUUGGUUAUAGCGAGAUUGCAUUUUAUACUCAGAAGCUUCGUUCCAUUCCAAGUUCUUUUGCUUGGAUGAUGGGAAAUGGAGUCCUUUAUGGUAACUUGGAUUUCUCUCGCCCAGACUCCAUACUGACAGAUGUGCAGGUCUGGGAGUAUCCAUCCAGUGUUGAGAAGCCCAUGUCUAUUGUGCUCACUCAGUUCCAUUUUCUGCUUCUGCUUCCUGACAGAAUAAAGGCAAUUUGCAUUCUUAACGGGCAAGUGGUUUUUGAAGAUGUUUUUACAGAAAAGUUUGGGCCAUUAAAAAAGAUGUUAAAAGAUCCCAGUAUAGGUCAGAUCUGGAUUCAUACAGAGAGAGCAGUGUUCCGAUACCAUGUGGAGCGAGAGCCGAGAGAUGUUUGGAAGAUGUAUAUGAGCAUGGGCAAAUUUGACUUGGCCAAGGAAUUCUGUAGGGAUCGGCCUGAAUGCAUGGAUACUGUGCUGGCUAGUGAGGCUGAGCACUGCUUCCAGAGCAAGAAAUACAUAGAAAGUGCCAAGUGUUAUGCCCUCACCCAAAAAUACUUUGAAGAAGUAGCUCUGAAAUUCAUUGAAGCCAAACAAGAAGAAGCCCUCAUGGAGUAUCUGCAGAAGAAACUGUCCAACCUGAAAUCCUCUGAGAAAAUUCAAGUCACUUUGCUAACAACAUGGUUGACAGAGCUCUAUUUAAAUCACCUGGGCAUUCUAGAAAGCGACACCUCAAAGAGAAGCUUUUAUUUAAAGGCCCGGGAUGAGUUCAGGGCAUUCCUAAGCAGCCCACGAAACAAAGAAUGCCUCUUCAACAACCGGACUUCAAUACAUGAUCUCUUGGCCAGUCAUGGAGAUACUGAGCACAUGGUGUAUUUUGCAGUAUUAAUGCAAGAUUAUGAAAGAGUAGUUGCCCAUCAUUGUCAGCAUGAUGAUUACAACGAAGCCCUCAAUGUCUUAUCAAAGCACAAAGAUGAGAAACUGUUUUAUAAAUUCUCCCCUGUGCUGAUGCAGCACAUUCCCACCAAGGUGGUAGAUGCCUGGAUUGCAAUGGGCAAGAAGCUAGACCCCAAGAACCUCAUUCCUGCUCUUGUUAAUUACAGUCAGAGCGCAGGCACUCAGAUCAACGAGGCCAUAAGAUACAUGGAAUAUUGCGUUUAUAUGAUGAAAGAAACUGAACAAGCCAUCCACAACUACCUGCUUUCUCUUUAUGCCCAGUUCCGACCCGAUUCACUGCUUUCUUACCUGGAAAAAGCUGGAACGAAUGCUAAUCGGAUUCACUAUGAUCUGAAAUAUGCACUGCGUCUGUGUGCAGAACACGGACAUAACCGAGCCUGUGUCCAUGUGUACAAGGUUAUGGAGCUGUACGAGGAGGCAGUGGAUUUAGCUUUAAUGGUGGAUGUGGACCUGGCCAAGUCUUGUGCAGAUUUACCAGUGGAUGAUGAGGAGCUGCAGAAGAAGCUGUGGUUGAAGAUUGCUCGCCAUGUGGUUCAGGAGGAGAAGGAUGUGAAAAAAGCCAUGGUCUGCUUGUCCAGCUGCCACCUCCUGAAAAUUGAGGAUAUCUUACCGUUCUUUCCUGAUUUUGUGACCAUUGACCACUUCAAGGAGGCCAUUUGCAACUCCCUUGAAGACUACAACAAACAUAUUGAGGAGCUGAAGAGGGAGAUGGAAGAUGCCACCCUGAGUGCCAAACGGAUCCGGGAGGACAUGCAAGAAAUGAGAAACAAGUAUGGAUUAGUGGAUCCGCAGGACAAGUGCACUUUCUGUGACUUCCCACUCCUUAACCGCCCCUUCUAUCUUUUCCUAUGUGGCCACAUGUUUCACUUUGACUGCCUCAUGCAGGUCGUUGUCCCUAACCUGCCGUCUUACAAACAGGUAAAACUGGAGGACCUCCAACAGAAGCUGGCAGCUGCCGUGCAACCUCCAAAGAGCCGCUCUCAGGCCAAGGAGGAGGACGCUAUAAAUCUUGGCAAAAUACAGCAAAACCGCGAGCAAAUAAAGGCAGAUAUUGAUGACAUUGUGGCCGCCGAAUGCGCCUAUUGCGGUGAACUCAUGAUUCGCACAAUUGACAAGCCCUUCAUAGAUCCACAGAAAUACAAGGAGGAGAUGCUUUCUUGGCUUUAGCUUUACAUUUUAGGCCGAAUGUGAAUAUUACUAAUGCACUUUUGGAAUUCCAUACCAUUAAUAAUUUUACAGUGCUAACGAAGGAAGACUUGGGUAAUUUGCACUGCUUUUGUGUAGUCUUUGUCAUGGAACGGUUUCUUUCACUGAAUCACUAGCGCUUUUUCUUUUUGUGAAACAAUGCCUGUUCAGAGUGGGGACCGGUUGGCUUUAUAAGCUGCAGGUAGUACUCCGAAUCUCAGUACCGAUACCUUGUACUUUCUCUUAAAUUUAAUUUUUAGUCUCUGUUUUCCAGAGAGUUUCAGUAUACCCAUUGGUCUGAAUCGUCCCCUUUUCUUUCUCAUACACUAGGUCUUUUAUUUCUGAAUGGUGAGGUUGUCUGAAAUAAAUGGCCUCCAAACGCCCAUUGUAUUUGUCUAAAGGCAAAAUGAAGUGCACUUUGUUACUGACUGCUUGUAUAUUCUGCCCUACACUAAAAUGCCACUGUUGUCUUUUCUUUCCAUAACCUGAGGAACUAGCAUGGUGUGUGUGGUCUGAUGGCCAGACUGAGGUGUAAGGAAAAGAUGUGGACGUAAUGUAAUAAAAGUUACUUCGGUGAGUAA
Xenopus tropicalis (tropical clawed frog) is the source of this 3509-nucleotide messenger RNA. RefSeq names its product VPS18, CORVET/HOPS core subunit (gene vps18). The record is from RefSeq and is marked provisional. Gene Ontology annotation, biological process: vesicle-mediated transport; intracellular protein transport. Lineage: Eukaryota; Metazoa; Chordata; Amphibia; Anura; Pipidae. Gene Ontology annotation, cellular component: lysosomal membrane; late endosome membrane.